UACAAGUCCGGGAAUUAUAGGGAAAGUAAAUUGUACGGUGACAAAGAGCUUUGGAAUGGGUGUUUUUUUAGCAUAAUUUGCUGAAAUGUUUUAGUUUCUGAAAUUGAAUUUCAAUUGGAACAAUUUAGAAUACAAGACUGGGUUGAAGCCGCAUUUUCCAUUACCUGUCAAUCUUUUGAACUUUGCCUAGCGAACGAUAUUCUUUCUUCACGGUUUGCGUUUCCAACAGUGGCUACGUUGCUAACUAGCCAAUACGCUAUAUCGAAAGCUACCUUUAUUUGUUCACCGUCCUGGGUUGUCUGAAUCGUAGAUCUUGCAUAGGUAACAUAUGCCUGCAUUAGGUGUAAUACGCUGCGCACUAAAAAAAGUUGCUUUCUCUUAUUACUUGAAAUCCCAAGGGAAAUACCGUCAACAAAACGUCGCCCUUUUAACUAAGUUUUUGUUCAUGACUGCACUGUCUAACUGCGAGCCUGUAGAAAAGAAACUGAGGUUGGAGGGCCUCCAUUCACCUGUCAGGCGAGAGGAGAAGCAAAUUAAGUCGGAACAACUCUCCCUCUUUUCAGCAAAAGUACAGAAAGAAGCGCAGCUGAAGGAAUCGAGUUUGUGCGGCCAGAUCAAAGAUAUCGAGAAGACAGCCCAUGCCUGCACUGUGAGAAUGGAAGAAGUGCCAAUGGAAACAGAAAACACAAUAAAUGUGGACCCGACUGGCAAAGGUGAAGUAAAUCUCGAUCCUUUUGGAAGUCCCGCUGUUUUGGAGAACACGAACUGUGAGACGCCGAAUUCCGAGGGAUCGACCGGUGUGCUUCAUGCCAUCCAGGCAAUGUCGGCGAGGGUGCCCAGCUGUGAGGGUAGUCCUAUGCCGGAUGAUUCCAAGCCCAAUGACGGCUUCCCAAACAGCGUGACUGGCUCUCCUGUGGAGGCGUCUCCGGUAACAUGCGGUAUGAGCCCGGGCGGGGGUGCGGGAAUGCAGCAGGAUGUGGCCAUGCUGAGCCCGGAGAGCCCCAUCUGCAGCCCCCCGGCAGAGCUCUCGCAACGGGCCACAGACGCCGGACCGGGCCCUGAGGGCCGAGGCCCUGACACCAGGGACACCGUCAAGGGCUCCAUGGGAGGCGAGAAUGAGAAGCGUGAGACAGCAGGAAAAGGAGGUGCCCGGCGCGACACGAAAAUCACAGAAUUCUUCUCAAGAGUGCCCCCACAGUCUGCAUCUGGGAGCCCGCAGGACUCCUCCCCUCCUGUGGACGCCAGGUGGCUCGGUACCCCGAUUGAAGAGCUCAAGAGGAUGCCCCAGUGCAGCCUACCCCUACCGCCGCUGAAGGUGGCCGAAAACCACACCAUCAUGAUAAGGACCGACCUGCUCCGGGAGGGAGAGGUCCCCGUCCCGUAUCCCACAAAGUUUAAGGAUGCGUGGGAUGAGCUGAAUGUGAAGAUGCCCUGUUCAGACAAGAGCCUCUUUCCAUUGGAUAGCGAGGACGGAAGUGGAGUGCAGAGUCGAUGGGAAUUGAUUCAGAAAGCUCUGAGAACAGAGUUUAAAGGCGUUCAUGGUGUGAAGAGUGCAAUAUUGAAAUACAGCACGGCCCAUUCCAAGAAAUGGGAUUUCAGUGCCAUGAAUAUCCUUUGUACCAAGGUUCUUGAUCCUCAGUCCGUGCAGCAUCUGUUCGGAACCGUCCUGCCAAAGAUGGCGGAGCUGGCCCUGAGCGCAGACAAGCUCUGCACCAAGCCAAUACCGUUGCUUAAGCAGAAGAUGAAUCACUCCAUCACCAUGUCACAGCAACAAAUCGCCUGUCUACUGGCCAAUGCCUUCUUCUGUACGUUUCCACGACGCAACUCCAGGAAGCUGGAGUACGCAAAUUACCCCGACAUCCAUUUGUUCAGGUUGUUUGAAGGUUCUUCCCCGAAGAAGGUGGAGAAGCUCAAAACGCUGUUUUGCUACUUCAGACGGGUUACGGAGAAAGUGCCCACUGGCCUGGUGACGUUUACGAGGCAGAGUGUGACCGAAUUUCCGGACUGGGAAAGCUCUGCGAAGCCCUUGACGAAGCUGCACAUCACGUGCGAGGGCACCAUUGAGAAUGAGGGCUACGGGAUGCUCCAGGUGGACUUUGCCAACCGGAUGGUGGGAGGCGGGGUCACGGGCAAUGGGCUGGUCCAGGAGGAGAUCCGGUUCAUGAUCAACCCCGAGCUCAUCGUGUCGCGCCUCUUCACCGAAGCCCUGGACAACAACGAGUGCCUCAUCAUCACAGGCACGGAGCAGUACAGUAAAUACACCGGCUACGCGGAGAGCUACAAAUGGGCCGGGAGCCACAGGGAUGAAACGCCGAGGGACGAUUGGCAGCGCCGCUGCACUGAGAUCGUGGCCAUAGACGCGCUGAAGUUCAGAAGCUUCUAUGACCAGUUUCAGCCGGAGAAGAUAACCAGGGAGCUGAAGAAGGCUUACUGCGGCUUUGUGCGUCCUGGCGUGAAAAGCGAGAAUCUCCCUGCUGUGGCCACGGGAAACUGGGGCUGUGGAGCUUUCGGGGGAGACUCCAGGUUAAAAGCUCUCCUGCAGAUCCUGGUGGCCUCGGAAGUGAACCGCGAUGUGGCCUAUUUCACCUUCGGGGACGUCGAGCUCAUGAGAGACGUCCACAAGAUGCAUUCCUUCCUCACUCAGAAGAACGUCACCGUGGGGACAGUGUGUCGGCUCGUAAAGCAAUACUACAGCACCGUAUGCGAAGGCUGCCGCACCCCAAGGCCCGAUGUCAGCCUCUACGCUUUCAUCUACAAGCAUGUGCGCUCCUCCCCCACGGCGCCCCCUGGUGACAGCGCUGCCCGCGGACCCGACGGCCCUCCGGAUUGUUGACGUCGCACGGCCGGUCACCUGUGCUCUCCCUGUACUGCACGCUCUUGGUAUUGAGGACUCCUACCUUUUCGUCUUUUAGAUUUAUUUUUGUAUGAUUAUUCAACAUUCAAACUACACCAUAUGCCUUCCCUCAUUUAAUGGACAAAAAAAAAAAGUUGAAUACCAGUUAACUUCUCAAAGAAUUAAAAUAAAUUGUGCAAACAGAACAUGUUGGCCUCCAUCUAUGAUUUUUUAUAUUUUUUUUUGUCUUAAUAUUCUAGCGAGUUUGUGUCUUGACGGAAUGCUAGCAUUGCACAUACAGUGUGUUACUAUAAAAGCCUUUGAUUUUAAUGGGGAGGUAUAUGUUCUCUGGUCUUGUAUGUAUGUAAUCUUUCAUGUUUUACAUCUUGCGAGUUAGCUGUAUUGAACUGCUGAACUUUUAUUAGGAUGAUAAGUAUGUAGAAAGAUCCAAUAUGUCCGGACAGAUUUCCUGCGCACGCUCAGCGUUAUUCCUCAAGGCCCGAGGAUUGUGUAUUGAUGUCGUUUUCCACUCGGGGGCGGUUGUUACCAUUUAGAAGUGAUGUCACACUGGACGGCAGGUCUUGACUCUCGCUGGUGUAUGUUCCAGGCGUUCUCAUGAGACACCCUGUCCUUAAAGUGCUCUGAUGUGAUUUUUCAAAUGAGAUUAUACAGUGAGAGAGGCACAGAUCGCAUUGUAACACGGGAAGCGUCACACAAACUACCAACGGCAGUAUCGUUUCAUAUAUAAUGUCGCAUGCAUGUUUGAUCACUUUCCCCCUGAACCUUAAUUUGUGUUAUUUGGCAAUAAGUGUUAGGGAUUCUUUGGAAUAUUUAAACCUUGUCUUUUCUAUACAUAAUUGAAUAAAUGGUAACAUCUUGUUCAGUAAAA
Messenger RNA from Brienomyrus brachyistius, 3722 nucleotides. It is a transcript of the gene parga, whose product is annotated as poly (ADP-ribose) glycohydrolase a. The record is from RefSeq and is a predicted model, not a curated record. Gene Ontology annotation, molecular function: poly(ADP-ribose) glycohydrolase activity. Gene Ontology annotation, biological process: ATP generation from poly-ADP-D-ribose; carbohydrate metabolic process; regulation of DNA repair. Gene Ontology annotation, cellular component: cytoplasm; nucleus. NCBI's taxonomy places the organism in Eukaryota, Metazoa, Chordata, Actinopteri, Osteoglossiformes, Mormyridae. The transcript is spliced from 19 exons. Bases 329 to 2833 code for a protein of 834 amino acids.